This is a messenger RNA of Strongylus vulgaris, 249 nucleotides long. The record is from the annotation of a GenBank genome assembly. NCBI's taxonomy places the organism in Eukaryota, Metazoa, Nematoda, Chromadorea, Rhabditida, Strongylidae.
GACCCACUCUCUUGGCUGAAGGAGGUUCAGCAAAGACGAAUUGAAGCGAUGAAAAGAGAGGCGAUGCGAAAACUUUUUGAAACAGUCACUGCACUGCAUCAUAUUCGAUUAACAGAUCCUCCUGAAUGUCCACGGAAUCUCUCAGUGUCUCAUGCGACAGCUGAUUCGGUGCUAUUGAGAUGGUGUCCACCUCUAUAUUUGGACGAGGGCAAACGUUACUGGUAUACCCUCACCUAUAAACCAAGGUAA